AUGGCGCAGCGAACCGGCAGCAUCUCUCACGGCUUCGGCGUCAGCAGUGCAGCUGCAAAUGGCGCCACCGAGUUCAUGUCAACACUAUCCCCUCCCAAGGGCGACCUCGACGGUUGGGACAGCACCAAACCGUGGAACCAGCAAACAGCCAACAACAUCCCACUGAUCUUCAAGGAUGCCAUGUCGGUGCGCGAGGAGGUCUUCGGCGAGCAGGGCGUGCCGCUGGAGGCCGAGUUCGACGAGGAUGAUGCACGUAGCUGGCAUUGGGUUGCGUACGCAUCAGUUGGCGCUACUACAUCAUCGCCUCCAAAAGGAACUCUUACUAGGAGCGACUCUGGUAACACGCCUGCAGAUGAUGCUAGGCGCGCCUCCGCAACGGCUCAGCGCACCCCUGUUGGCACUAUCCGUCUCAUACCUCCUCCCCAUAGUCCAAGCAAGUACAAGGAGGAGAAGCCAGUCACGCAUCCCGAUGAUGGCACCCCUACGACCGAAAGGAUAGUCCACACUGACGAGCCAUAUAUCAAGCUCGGCCGCUUGUCAGUCGUUGGGGCCUUCCGCGGAAACAAAAUUGCUAGGAUGCUCCUCAACGCCACCAUCAAAUUCGCCGCAGAGCACCCUGAACUCAUCUAUAGCCUUCCUUCCCCGACAACACGCGAGCUCGCGGCACUGAAGGCACCGAACACAACUCGUCAACUCUCCUGGCAGGGCCUGGUUUUCAUCCACGCCCAGCUUCAGCUCGUCGAAAUGUGGGAAAAGUAUGGCUUCUCCGAGGCACUGCGCGACGAGCAAGGGAAUGUUGAGAUCGAUGCCGAACCUCACUGGGUAGAGGAGGGUAUCGAACACGUCGGCAUGUGGAAGAGGAUCAAGAUCGUUGAGGGAAGGUUGUAUUAG
Didymella exigua CBS 183.55 is the source of this 891-nucleotide messenger RNA. RefSeq lists its product as uncharacterized. The coding region runs from base 1 to 891 and encodes 296 amino acids. The transcript has a single exon. Lineage: Eukaryota; Fungi; Ascomycota; Dothideomycetes; Pleosporales; Didymellaceae. The record is from RefSeq and is a predicted model, not a curated record.